Diceros bicornis minor is the source of this 2616-nucleotide messenger RNA. RefSeq names its product transmembrane protein 80 (gene TMEM80). The record is from RefSeq and is a predicted model, not a curated record. The transcript is spliced from 5 exons. Gene Ontology annotation, cellular component: ciliary transition zone. Bases 980 to 1384 code for a protein of 134 amino acids. NCBI's taxonomy places the organism in Eukaryota, Metazoa, Chordata, Mammalia, Perissodactyla, Rhinocerotidae. Gene Ontology annotation, biological process: non-motile cilium assembly.
CAGUUCUGAAUCUCUGUCACUAAUGUCCUGUGUUGACGCACUUAAGACCCCCACCCAAGUGAGACUCCACAGAGGGCCCAAAUCUGCCCAAGGAGGCGUGGGAUCGCCCCUUGACGUCCUCACAAAAACUCCCCAAGGCUGGGAGUCUCUCUCCUGCCCCCUCGGGACACAGGAGAAGAUUGGGCAGGCAGGUUCACAUCGCUGUCCUUGCUGCCUGGCAAUACAGCUCGAGCCUCCUAUAGAUGGUGUUUGCCAAAUUCUAAAUUUUUACUGAUGUAUUUACAUAUCACGAAGGUGCUACUAGUGUGGCCUCUUCAAACAGGAAAUCUGACCAGGGACGCAUACGAUGCAAGGAAGAGUCCAAGUUACCUUCAAACUCAGAACCUCUGAUUCAGGAGACAGUUUCGCCUGCCCUGGGCUCGCUGUUAUCUCCAUGACAGGAUGCUGGAAAAAUGUGUGACAGCUCGGGAGCAGAGACUGGCCAAGAGAUGCACAGAGAUUGGAUUGCUGACUUAGGAAAUUCUUGUUUUUUGGAGGGAUGUUUGGGGCAAUGAAUAAAAUUCCGGAGGAAAGCAAGUGUCUGUUAUCAAUUACGAAAAAAGACUUGUCAUAACCUGAAUGAGAAGAGGUUUUCAUCUAAUUACAUACGUGCGGCAAGUAUGCAGAAACCACAGAAGAUGUGAAAAGCUGCUGGUGGGUUGCCCUCCUGGGCAUUUUCCUGCCUGGCUGAUGCAGCCUCAGGCUUCACUCCCGCUCCCUGUGAGCUCCCUCUGCUCCCAGGACCUGCUGCCUCCCAGCCCUGGGUUCUGAGAAGCGGACUGUCAGAUCCUCCUCGGAGGGACAGACGCAGAGGUGAUAGAAAAGUACCUACCUGCAGGCCCCAAUAAACGCUGGCUUCUUUCUGGAGAGCCUCCUCCACGGUGGUAUCCUGCUGCGUCCCUGCUGGGUCCCGUGUCCCUCAGACCCAGGCCUCCGCGGGAUGCAUGGAGCAUGGAGUUGCCGGCCCCGUGAAAUGCUGCUGUAUCUCACUGGGAUGUGGUGCUGCCUGUAUUUCCUGGCCACACUCCUGAUGAUGACGUACAAAAGUCAGGUUUUUAGUUAUCCUCGUGACUAUCUGGUCCUCGACCUGACUCUGCUCCUUCUGAUGGGGAUUCUGGAAGCAACUCGGUUAUACUUUGGCACCAAGGGCAACCUGAUGGAGGCCGAGGUGCCGCUGGCCGCCAGCCUGGUCCUCACGGCGGGCAGCGCGCUGCUGUCCCUCUACUUCCUGCUCUGGCAGACCCUGGUGCUGUGGGCAGACGUGGUCCUCAGCGCCACGCUCCUGGCCCUCCACAGCCUGGAGGCCGUCCUGCAGGUAGUGGCCAUCGCCAGCUUCGUCAGCUAGACGGGCAGUGCCCAGCCCCAGGACAGGCCUGGACAGGAGCCCCCUCCUUGGAGCCCAGCCGUCCCGCAGCCAUCCCCUCCCACAGUGCAGGACGGGAAAGGCGUUUUCCUCCUGAUUUGCCAUCAUGUUAUAGGGUGGGAGGGUCUGGAGUGGUUUGUGAUUCUUCUUGGUGGAGAAGGGGGUCAGGAACCGGUGCGAACCAAGUGCUGGGGCCACAUGCUGGGAACAGCGCAGGGAACAGCACAGGCGGGGUCAGGAACUGUCCUGGGCCGUCUCUGUGGGGAGUUGCAGGGACGUCUGCUCAGUCCCCGUUUUUAGCUGGCAAGGAUCUCGCUUCAGUGGCCAUCCUGACCUCCGAGGCCAGAGAGGGGACAUUGCCACAAACCUCACAGAAUCGCCCCAUUGCCAGCAGGUAGCCCAGUGGGCUCCACCCUGUCACCUCUCAGGAGAAGCAUUUCCUCGUGGUGUCUGUGGCUGUCUCCCUCAGCUGUGUCGGGAGCCCAGCCAGCCUGCUUGGUCACUGACAGCACCAGCCAAGAUGGUGCGCACUUGGUUGCGGUGACGGCGCCUUACUCACACAAUUCUUGGCAUUCCGUGCUAUCCACACGGGUCCUAACUCGUGGUUUUGAAAGCCCAGGGUAGUCGGUGCUGCAGGGCCUGUGCCGGGCGUGGGAUCAGCAGUCCCUGCCUUCCCGGGGGUCCCGGAGCUGCAGGGCAGCGUGGGGGCCAGGUACCCUCAGCCGGAGGCAGGCCAAGUCCCUGACGGAUGGUGCGCUCUGGCUUCCAAAAGAAAGGAAAUAAAUGCAGUAGAGCCAGUCAGCUCUGGAGUUUGGGGCGAUUGUCUCCUCAGCCACAACUCCUUGCCCCUCGGGGAUUCUGAAGGACAGCGGUCUGGAAACCCCAGGCACUGAGGGGAGGGAGCAGAGAAGAACGGCUCCCGCUGCCCCUGCCCCUGCAGGGUUGGUGAGAGCCGCCCCAGUGCUCAGAGUCCCAGCCUCUGUCAAAAGGUCGGUCACGUUCAGUCAUAUUCGCUCCAAGGGCUGGAGGAGUUCUGUCUCUGACUUGUGCGCUUCACAGCUCUGCUGUCAGUGCUCCUUGAAAACCGAGGCUCAUGUUUUCCAGUAACUUUCCUUUGUUUCUAUUGCAUGUUUUCUCUGUUGGAAUAACUAUGUUCAAAUAUCUAAGUAUUUUCCCUUCACCCUAGUUUUUAAAUAAAUAAAUAUUUCUACCUC